AUGACUAGAUUAUCACUUGCAAUUGUUGUUGCAGUAUGUAUAGUAUCGAUUGUUGGUAUUAAUGGCGAAAAGAAUUUGAAAAAGAGAGAUAUUCAGAUUGAAUUUGGAAAAGUACCAACUAGUGAUGUUAUACAAUGGUUAUGUGCUGGUAAUCCAUUUGCUUCUCUCAUCUCUAUGUGCAAUUCUUAUACAGCAACAUCAACAACCAAAGCACCUUUAACAUCUAGCACUGCAGCACCCCAGAGUUCAAGUGGUCCUACACAACCAAGUACGGCCGCUCAAGUUAGCACUGAUGCAACAUCAGCAACACCACUUCAAAAUGCUCAUUGGUGUGGUUUCUCAAAUGGUACGUAUAUUCCACUUGGCUAUUCAUUUAUGUAUACAGCAUGCGACUUAUGUCAAUGCACACAAUCACAUGUUAUUCGUUGUACUAAACUUCAAUGCAUGAAUACAUACUGUAUCGAUGAUUCUACUCCAAGUGUUCGAUCAGGUCAAUGUUGUUCACAAUGUGCAUAUGAUACCAAUUCAACACAAUGUGUACAAAACGGUGUACCUAUUCCACAUGGCGCAGUUGUUAAAAGUACAUCGGAUAAUAUUCUUUGUUGGUGUCAAUUAGGAACCAUCGAAUGUCGUAAAAGUUUAACAUCAGCUUUUUCAUCAUUAGAUUUAUGGGGUCAAGGUACAGCUAUAUACAUCGUUGUUAUUAUUUUAUGCGUAUUUUUAAUCUUUGGAACAUUACUCUGUGGUGGAUGUUCACUUCUUUAUUAUUAUUAUUAUUAUUAUUAUAAUCAACAAUCAGGUGAACAAGCUUAUUGGAAUAAUGCUGGUUGGCAACCAAUGGGUGAAGGAGAACAAGUUGUUGAUGGUGAUGCAGAAAAAAAACAAGCUGAAGCUGAAGGUGAACAAAAUCAAUAUGAACAAAAUUAUCCAACUGGUCAAUCAGAAGAAUAUGUUCCACCACCAUAUGCACUUUACAAUGGUGCUUAUGAAACUUCACCAGCUGAUAAAGAUGCAAAAUAUAUCUAA
Adineta steineri is the source of this 1026-nucleotide messenger RNA. The record is from the annotation of a GenBank genome assembly. NCBI's taxonomy places the organism in Eukaryota, Metazoa, Rotifera, Eurotatoria, Adinetida, Adinetidae.